AUGGGCAACUGCACCAAGACCCCUGAGAGGAAGGUCUCCAAGGACGGCAAGCAGCGCUCAGGCGCCCCAGGCUCCCCGGCCUCUGGCAGGCACGACCCCGACGACCCGGACGCCGCCGCGCAGACCCCGCCGCUGCAGAGCUACUCGGUGCUGCAUGGGCUGGUGGGGCCGGCCUGCAUCUUCCUGCGCCAGAGCAUCGCCAUCACCCAGCUCGACCGAGAGCUGCGGCCGGAGGAGAUCGAAGAGCUGAAGGAAGCCUUCCGAGAAUUCGACAAGGACCGUGACGGGUACAUCAGCUACAAGGACCUGGGCGAGUGCAUGCGCACCAUGGGCUACAUGCCCACCGAGAUGGAGCUCAUCGAGCUGUCGCAGCAGAUCACUGGGGGGAAGGUGGAUUUCGAUGACUUUGUGGAGCUGAUGGGCCCCAAGAUGCUGGCAGAGACGGCCGACAUGAUUGGGGUGAAGGAGCUACGGGACGCCUUCCGCGAGUUCGACACCAAUGGGGACGGGCGGAUCAGCACAGCCGAGCUGCGCGAGGCCAUGCGCAAGCUGUUGGGCCAGCAACUCAACUACCGCGAGGUGGACGAAAUCCUCAAGGAUGUGGAUCUCAAUGGGGACGGCCUGGUGGAUUUCGAAGAGUUUGUGCGAAUGAUGUCACGCUGA
This is a messenger RNA of Emys orbicularis (European pond turtle), 663 nucleotides long. Its product is annotated as calcium-binding protein 2-like. Gene Ontology annotation, biological process: visual perception; regulation of voltage-gated calcium channel activity. Bases 1 to 663 code for a protein of 220 amino acids. The record is from RefSeq and is a predicted model, not a curated record. NCBI's taxonomy places the organism in Eukaryota, Metazoa, Chordata, Testudines, Emydidae. Gene Ontology annotation, molecular function: calcium channel regulator activity; calcium ion binding. Gene Ontology annotation, cellular component: cytoplasm. The transcript has 7 exons.